Molecule: messenger RNA, 4238 nt
Organism: Somion occarium
Lineage: Eukaryota; Fungi; Basidiomycota; Agaricomycetes; Polyporales; Cerrenaceae
Source: the annotation of a GenBank genome assembly
AUACUUCACUAUACCAACGUCUAGGAGUACGUGUUUUGAGUGUUAGAUCCCCUGCAUACCAUUGAAGCGUUGGCCCACUCGAUUAGGCUGAAGCUCUAUUUAUCUAUAUCUAUAGCCACCAUGGUGAGGUAGAUCCUCGCUUACUGAGGAAACAUUCACCAAUGGAUUGAGCGCAUAUAGUCACACACUUACAAGUUCGAUGUCAAGAUGACCUGCAGUGGUUGUUCUGGUGCGGUUGAUCGCGUCCUCAAGAAGACUGAGGGCAUCGCCUCGUAUGAUAUUAGUCUUGAGAAGCAAGAGGUCAUUGUCAAGGGCACGAUUCCCUACGAUGCGCUGUUAGAGAAGAUCAAGAAGACCGGCAAGGAAGUCCGCUCUGGCGAGACUUUGGAGUAGAAUGCCUCGAGAAUCACAUCAUGCAUACCCCUUGUACGAUAGCAUUGUAACAACUUUUGGGAUUCAAAGACUCUGGAUAUUUCUGAUGUUUGAGCUGCGUCCUACACUACGUUCCAUGUAACUGUCAGAGGGAUUUGACGUUCAGACGUUCUUUGAUAGUUCUAUGACUGGAAUCCGCUUGGUCGCACUGUUCUGUGCUUUAGACUCCGCGCGUCUGUCCCUGCGAGUGAGUGCCGUAGCGGGUUUGCAUGUCCGCCGUGUCCACGCCGUGCAUUCCUCUUCGGUAGAUAUGGUUUUCCAACAUGUUUGUCCCCUUUCGUCCAUAUUUUCCUUUCGCUUCAGGCCUCUGCCUUUCUUACUAAGUCUGUCAUCGUUCACUGAACGGGCGAUACAUUUCAAAUCGAUUUCGGAGUCGCGUCGAGGGCUUGCCCAGAUCAGCCACAGUAUCAUCUUUGCAGUGUCUAUAUCUUCCCGGUAGGAGAUAGGGCUGGUCCUGUUUCUCAAGUUGCAGGCAUCACUACCGUCCACGUCUUCGAUGUCUGGUCUCUCUCCGAAUCCACCAACGCCUAUACUUCUAAACGAUCUCCAAUGGUUAACAGCGUACCUGACGGUUCACUCUCUCAGCGAUGCAAGCAAAGUUUACUCCUAUAUCCUUUGGAUUGCCAUAGGAGUCAUCCUGCUUGUCUAUAGCAUUGUGCACAGACUUGGGUUGAAGGGUGGAUAUAUUGGCGCGUUAUGGAGCAAAUGGGCUUUGCGGAGGAGAACGUGGCGCAAGAAACAUGCUUUAGCCAUGGCUGUCAAGAAAAGGGAACCGCAUAAACAGCCCAAAUCGUUGCCUUCUAACGCACAAAUUCUCUCGUUGACUGCGCUUGUUGUCGGUAGUCUGGCGCUAGCGUACAUUGGGCCCGACUACCUCGCGCCAGGAACACAGAUAUGGAACGUUGGGAAGGCUCCUUCUGCCAAACGUGCUACUACUUAUGACCCCGCGCUUUUCCUCCCUUUCCAGGCCAAGUAUACUAUCCCAAAGGCAUGGUGGAGUACCGCCGCCCGCACGGGACAGAUUGCCUUCGCGCUGUUUCCCCUGUGCAUCCUAUUGGCCUUGAAAACUCCUCCCUUCGCCGUCUUUUCCAUCUCGUUCCUGACGGAUAUACACUUUGACAAGCUGUCGUUCUUGCACCGGUGGUGUGGAAUGUUAAUCUGGUUUAUUACCACACUUCAUGUUAUUUCAUGGAGUGUUCAGCUGAGUCAAGAUCAGCGUAAAGGACGUGUAUUGUACACCUAUGCCUGGCAAUAUCAAAAGUUCAUAUUCGGUUGGACAGCCUACGGUAUCUUGACCCUGAUUAUGAUCUGCUCAAUACCGCCCAUCCGAAAGCGUCAUUAUGAGAUGUUCUAUUUUCUACAUAUCCUCUUGAUCCCACCAACACUUGUCCUUGCUGCGUUACAUCAUCCGCCUGUUUGGUGGUGGUGUUGGGGUGCUCUUGCCGGGUGGGCAGCAGAACGCUUGUAUCGGUUUUUCUGGUUCCUCCACACAAAUGGUGCAUUUGGUGGUGUGCAAUAUUCGCAAAAACCUGCGAAACUCCAAAAGAAAUCAUCAUUCAAAAGAUCGAAAUCACAAAGCGAGGUCCUUCAAAUGCACACCCUGAACGUAGGAGACGCCAAUAGCGGUCACGACCCUGCACAGAAACAAUCUAUCCCUUAUCCGUCCGCAUCUUCAGUUCACAGGAUUGUCAUUCACGAUGAAGGCUAUGUACCUCCGCCAGGAUUCGUCCACGCCGAAUUGUUACCUGGCCGCACUGUACGCCUGCGUAUAGUUCCUCGAGGGUUCGUAUCGUGGGCACCGGGUCAGCACUUCCUUAUCAACAUUCCAGCGGUGGCCUGGUGCACAACGCAUCCCUUCACUGCAGCUUCCAUUUGUGAUGCGGCUACUACUACAGAUGCAGGCCGUGAGAUUCUUUUCCUCGUUCGUGCAAAAAAGGGUUGGACGAAACACCUAUGGGACACCGUCGCGAUCAUGGGAGCCCAUAAUCACAAACUUCCGCUCGGAGAAAGCAUACCUGCUAAUGCAAGGCUGCCACCUCGCGGUGUUCUGAUGCGUGGAUUCGUGGAUGGACCAUUCGGUUCUUCGACUAGAGCGUCUUGGGGAACAUACCCAUCGGUCCUUCUCGUGGCUGGUGGAUCAGGCGUCAGCUUCACGUUGUCCGUUUUGCAAUAUCUAUGUCUUUGUAUUGCUGGAAGAGAUGGCAGAGAAUUGGGUGCUAGGUCCGGGGGCUGGGGUAAACCCAAUUUCAAAACCACUCGUGUGAGGUUUGUAUGGCUGAUUAGAGAAUUUGGUCAUAUCCAAUGGUGUGCUUCGGCCCUGCGGAAAUGUUUGGCGAUUCUCCCCUCCCCCGAGCUUCAAAUAGAUAUAUUUGUAACCAAUAUGAAGCCCGCGCAGCGUAUUCCCCGUAGUCCGCAAGUUCUUGACCAGAAAAUUCAGGACAUCGACGACGAAGGCGAGUUAGAACCUCCGUCGCCACAAUUCGCUCGAGAAAGUCAAUAUGGACGCCCUGACAAGCACCGUUCGCGUAGUCCAUCCGUUAGCUCGAUUGAGAGUGAGGAUUCUGUGCACAAUGAUGUUGAUCUCAGCUAUUACGAAGGAGGGUACAAUGAACAGGAGGAUGGAGAACUUGGCCACGAGGAGCAUGCUCUGGACUUGACCAACUUCGAUGGAGACGAUGAUACCGAGUUACCUGGAGAAGCCCAGCUCAACCUUUCGGUGAAGCAAGAGGGUAAACGAAGACGAUCAUACUUGCGAAGAGCCUCUGUAGCCUUUGUCGCAAAGCAGGACUUAGACAAGCGCAGUACAGCGAUUUAUGAAUAUUCACAUAGUCCUUCUGCUGUACACCUCCUCGAUCCUCCAAGACCUACUUCGCUCCCACCACCUUCUCUGCAGCCUAUCACCGAGCACAUACGUCUUGGAAGUUCGUCAAGAAUAUCCCGAGAUAUGGACUAUCUGCGUAGCCCAGGUAGUUCAACGGAUGUGCAAACGCCAACCAGCGCAGUCGGCCUUUUGGCCAACGAUCGACAUCCUUCCCUACCUUACUCGAGUGCAUGGUCACCUCCAUCACCACAAGAGUCUCCUCAACUCUCACAUCUAGGAAGCGCAACAUUUACUCACCCAUUAGCAAAUCGCCCCACUUCUAUGCUCUCCGCAGUGACGACAGCCUGGUCAGAUAGUCAUAGUCUUGCUGCGUUGGUGUCUCAGGCUAGUUUGAAGGACCAGAUUCGACUUGAGUUGGAUGAUGGGGAACUUGCAGAUAUCGGUGUAGUCGCUGAACGUGCUCGUCCUGGCAAGCCAAGGCUGGAUCGCAUCCUCGCUGAUGAAGUACAGAGGAGCCAAGGUGCGGUGGUUGUUGGCUGUUGUGGUCCCACUUCCCUGAAUGCAUUAAUGCGGAAGAGCAUUGCUGCUCAGAUAGAUCCUGCUCGUAUACGUCGAGGCGACAUGCGGGGGCAUAUCGCACUCGUUGCAGAGGACUUUGAAUAUUGAUGAUAUACCCGAUGAAAACGGACUUUUGCUAUCAUUGCUACAACUCUGACGGUCGUUUUGUUUCCAUUCGCAUCGCUACUACUGUAUCGAACUUCAUUCACGGACUUGGCAUUACUUUUAACACCUUACACCAACCUUACACCCAUACUGUAGAAGUAGCUUCUUAGUAUACGCAACCCGGCUCUGAAACGGGCUUAUGGGUAAUUCUAGCAGGACUGCAUUUUUACCUACUCUACCUCGGGAGGACUAGCAACAUGCGUAUAUAAGUAACAGAAACCGUCCAAGCCUAUGCGACGAAUGGAUAACAUGAGUACACUAC